UGCAGGUGUUAAAGGAGGAGGAGAAACAGGGAGGUCAGAAAUUAAGAAACUAGCUUUGCUGCUUGGAAACAACCCAAUGUCAAAAUACAGUUUCACUCCACAGAGUUCGGCCCUGAAGGUAAUUUGGCAACGCGGCUUUCUCCACCUCACCCCCCACAACCACCACGGUUUAUAUUAUUGCUACAUUACGGCGUCAUUUGCCUCACCGAUGAAGUUAACAGCCUUCACCUCAUCCCCUCACAACCUCCCUGGCCCAAUCCAGGAUGAGGAGCAGCGCCGCUUCAACCCCACUCCUGUCAAGGCUGAAUCCAUUCAACAGACUGCAAGUAAUAUUACAACAUUUGAAGAUGUCUAAAAGUACUGAUUCAACAGCUGACGUGUUGUUGGAAAAGAGAGGAGGUGCAGGAAUAAUAACUUUGAAUAGACCCAAGGUUCUCAAUGCACUAAGUUUUCCAAUGAUCCAACAAAUUUAUCCACAAAUAAAGACUUGGGAGCAAGAUCCUGAAACUUUUCUAAUAAUUAUAAAGGGAACUGGAGGAAAAGCUUUUUGUGCUGGGGGUGACAUCAUAGCUAUCUCAGAUGCUGGAAAAGUUGGAGAUAGACUGACACAAGAUUUCUUCAGAGAAGAAUAUAUCCUGAACAAUGCCAUUGGCACUUGCAAGAAGCCGUAUGUGGCACUUAUUGAUGGCAUUACAAUGGGAGGGGGAGUUGGCCUCUCAGUCCAUGGACAUUUCCGAGUUGCUACGGAAAGGACACUUUUUGCAAUGCCAGAAACAGCAAUAGGCCUCUUUCCUGAUGUAGGUGGAGGGUAUUUCUUGCCAAGACUACCUGGAAAGAUUGGCUGCUUCCUUGCACUAACAGGAUUUAGGCUGAAAGGAAGAGAUGUACUAAAAGCUGGUGUCGCUACACAUUUUGUAGAAUCUGAAAAGCUACCUGCCUUAGAGAAAGACCUGAUAGCACUGAAAUCUCCUUCGACAGAAAAUAUUGCAGACUUAUUGAACUCUUACCAUAUGAAGAGCAAAGUUGAUCAAGAAAAGGAGUUUGUACUUGAACAACAUAUGGAGAAGAUUAACAGUCUUUUUUCAGCAAAUAGUAUGGAAGAAAUUGUUAAAAAAUUAAAGCAAGAUGGUUCUCCUUUUGCCAUUAAGCAGCUAGAGACUAUUAAUAAGAUGUCGCCUACAUCCUUAAAGAUAACUCUCAGGCAGCUCAAAGAAGGAGCUUCCAUGAGCUUACAAGAGGUACUCACAAUGGAAUACAGACUGACCCAAGCAUGCAUGAGAGGCCAUGACUUCUAUGAAGGGGUUCGAGCAGUGCUGAUUGACAAAGACCAAUCCCCAAGAUGGAAGCCAGCUGCUCUAGAAGAAGUCAGUGAUGAAUUUGUGGACGCUUGUUUUAAGCCAUUGGGAAACAACGAUCUCAAGUUGUAAAGUUUAAGCCUAUUGACAUCUUAAAUAUCUUCUUAAUUCUAUGUUAUAAAAAUUAAUAGUAGUGUGAUAAAGUUUGACAAGACUCUGUUAGCUAGUGUGAGAUUUGUAAGUCUAUUUUUUUGCCUUCAGGAACAUUUUUGUUAUGCUGCCAUAAUGGCAAAAUAAUAUUUCUGGUUAAUAGGGAUGAAAAUCACUUCAAUACAAGUUGUUAAUUCUGCUGCUUUACACAAUAUUUAACAUUUAAUUUUUUGCAUCAACUCGUAGGUUAGGGGGAGAGGGCAUAGUUAAGGGAUGACCUAAGAAGUAAGGAGACCUUUGUGUUCUUGGCUCUGACACUGAUCUGUUAAAUUGGGAUUGUGCCUCAGAUUCUUCUCUAUACAAUGAAAAUACAAUAUACUUAAAGCUUUGAAACAAUCAGAGCUACAAAGCAAAAUGUAAGACAUCCUAAAUCCAUGGUGUUAAGUAGUCUUUUAAAUAAAAGGUCAGACUGGCACAUUAGUCUGAGAGCAAGAAAUUGUUCUAUUGAUUUAACAUUUGGUCAGUAUUCAGCCUUGCUCUGUGAUGCAGACAUUGUUUCAGAUGACAUAAUAUUGCCAGAGCCUAGAGCACACUUCUGUCUGCUUGUAAAACUGAUUUUUUUAAAAAUGCCAUUAUGUUUGAUUGAACUGCAUAAUUAGUUUUUCAGUAUUUCAGAAAGUGCUAUUUUUUUCUGGUCUUACAGUGGUGAAGAAAUAACUGUCUCAGACUCUGAACACUAAGCAGCACGUUUCCUGUUGAUAUUUGUGACUGUCUAAUGAUUUCAGGGGUAGAGGUCAGCCUAGUCCUAAUACUACAAGUGGCUGGAGUUUCUCUAUACCAACAAGUCUGGGUUCCCAUUUGUUUGUGCCCAUGAAUAUCCUGUCUGCUGGGUGGAAAAUUUGCGAAAAGUAGAGGGAACACAGCAGUAUGUGCUGAAGAUAACAAAUGGGAAAACUUGUAUCUGCUGCUGCAUGGAUCAUAUAGUUUUUGAACACAACAUAUCCGAACAAACAUAUUUGUUGGGAUCAGAGUUUAAAUAUACAUCAAAGACCCUUCACUGUAUGUACAUUAAAGGUUGCUCAGUUCUGAUACUAAUACUUUGAAGUUAUAUGACAUAACCAGAGCCCCUUGAUAAAAGUAUAUUCUUUGGGGGGGGGGUAAAAUUAAUUUUUCUAACUGUGUAUGCAACACGUAGCUACUAAUCUUCAACAUUAAGACUGCGUGCUCUUUUAUGGUUAAUCAAAUCAUGUAUCAGUAUCUCUUCCUACUUGUUUCUACAAUUAUAGGCAGGUCACAAAUACAGAUUUUGGCUUCUCUGAAGAUGAACCACUGAGACUAAAGAAAACUUUUGUUCAAAUAACACAGUCGGUAAUCAGCACUGGGGAAUCCAAAAGUCAGUGCUACAGAAGAAUUGUUACGGAGUUUCCAACAUUGGGCCAUUUUUAUUGCCAACAAUAAUGGUCUACACCGGUUUACGGCUCCUUCCUUCCUAGAAGCUAUUGCCUGGAAACAAAGUCCAGGAAAUUCAGGCAUCAAGGUGAACUACUAGGGUGACUUUCAAAGAACUACAGGUGAGCAAAAUAGAGAGCAAAAUCAAGAAAAGAUGGCACCUUGCUUUGUCUUUAAGAAUCUUUAAGAUAAAAUUGUCAAAAUUUCAGUUGCAACUUAAUGCUACCAUGUACAUAUUUGUUAUGAGACAGUCCUUGAGUUUAUUUUCAAAAGUAGUUGAGAAAUUUAAUUUAAUACCUUUAGGGUAAUUCUGAAAAUAUGACUUGAAUUUCUACCUCAUGCUGGUUCUGUAAGAAAUAUAAACCUCUCCCUUUUAUUUUUAUUUUUUUUAUAAGUUUUAGAUUAUCAAACAAUGCCUAUUUUUAUUUUUUUAAAAUUGGUUCAUUCCAUUAUUUUUGUACAAAAGGAGCAAUUUUCAGUGACUACAUUUAAUGAAAAACACAGUAAUCCCCAGGGAGUAGGGAUCAUACCUUCUGUGAUUGAAAACGACUUCCAACAUUUUAGCAAGAGUAUACUUUUGAAUCAAUAAACUUUAACUUGCAUGUUCAGUUGCUUCCAAAAUUUAUGUGAACAGGAAUUACCCUAAACUCACGGUAACAAGAUUCUGUCCAAUCUGUGCAUUUUUCUCAAAUAAAAGUCAUACAGACAGAUGGCAAAUUUAAUUUUAUUUGGUCCACAAGAAAAUAUUUUCCACAAAAAAUAUUGUAAAAAUAUAUUGUAGUGUGUUUUAUUUGGGAAUACUGGUCUUACUCCAGAAAUGUCAAUUUUACAAAGUUGUGCUGCAGUUAAUGUGUUUUGAACCAUUAGCAGAAUACCAAGUCCGUCACAUUGUACCCACUCAGACUAUGCUUACAUUUCCUGGAGAAAAAUAAAACAAAUGUAUUUUUAACUCCUAAAUAGAAGUAAAUGGUUUUGCAGAGUACGCCAGUCCCAUACUGGAGUGCCUUUUACGCAGAAUCAAGUCAAAGAAUCAGUGGCAACUUCACUGGAAAGCCACUGUAAGUGGUUUAUACAGCUUAGAGUAAUCUAAUUGUAAGUAAACAUAUGCAAUUGUAUUUAGGUAAAGAAGUCUUUAUUAUGUGCUAGUAUUAUGCCUAUUAAAAAUACAGUAGAACUCUGGAAAGAGAUCUCCUCCGAUCUCAACAGAUUGUAGGAUUGAACAGUUUUGUUUUGUUUUUUUAUUAAGUGCAUUAUUUAUUAAAGACAGCAUCUUGUAAAAGAUUAUUUUCCUGGUGAGAAGCUGUCUCCCUGUUUGUCAGCUUGUUUGCUUUCCAUUUGCUGUAUGCAUUCCCUGAAGUGUUAGUGUCAUAGACAGCAUCAUCAGCCAGCCAGAAUUGCACUUCAGGCCCUACUGAAGCCCCUGUAAUCUUCAAGCGUGAGUGAGGGAAGCCAGGCUUUGUGGUUGCAGGUGAGGGACCUGGUGGAGGUAGCAAGCAGCAGGCGGUGCAGUCGGUGUUGGGUUACGGGUGGCUCUCAGAGCAAGCAUUCCACACAGAAGCUCAUGGUGAGGCAUGUUUCAUUAUACCUAGGUAACUUGCUCCUUUGGGGAAAUUUUCCAUAUUUAUCAGUGCAGAUGCUAUGAUGUAACUUUAGGCUAUUUUGUAUUAUAUUAUUUUAUAAUUCUGCCUGCUGUUGGACCAUGCAGUGGCAGCCUGCCAAUGGAGAAGCUGCUUUCAAAAGUGCAUCUGAUACUGACUCCAGAAGAGCGUCAGGUGCUCUGGCUACAUCCAAAGAAAGGAUUUGAGACACUGCAAUAGCAAUUGUUGCAACACCCAGUUCCCCAUGGCAGCCACCAAGGUAUUCAUACAAGGGUCAAGACAAACAGAAAACUGCACUCACUUGAAGAGUCCAUAUUCCCCUAUCCAGCAAGUAAUGUCUAUGGAGUUUGGGUUUGUUUUUUUUUUCUUGUCCCCCCCCUUUUAAUUACUGUCUUUAGCAGUGUUAACAUUCUGGAGUCAAGACAAAUGUUACAGAAACAUUGGCCCUUUUUGUAAUAAAGCUUUAUUUUAGUUAUUAUUAUAAGAGGAAUAAUUUUAAAUACUCUGGUUAAGCAAUAUCCAAACUGAUCUGAUCAGUGUUUUGGUUUUGCUUUUUAAUUCACCCUAGUAUAAGGCGUGGAGUUUUUUUAGAUGGAGCAAACAUAGGGUAUGAUCUAAUGUUUUACAAGCCUUAGAGCUUCAAGGAGCAUCACUGCUAGCAGUAGACUUCAAAGGGGCCAUAAUACCUUAGUCCCACUUUACAUAUGGCUUCAAAGAAGACUACAUUACUUCAAACAAAAAGACAUUACAACAUAAGCAGAUUUUGUUCCCUUUUUCAUCAAAAGCCUGAGAACAGUCUUAAUAGCAGGGUCUAGUCUGGUCACUGUGAACUAUGGCUGUCUUGUGCUGUGUUACAAAGAACUUUUCACUGUUGGCUUGAUAAAACCACUUCCCCAUAAAGGUGAAUUUCAAAUAACUAUGUUUGUGUCACAAAGUCUGCAUAACAGCUCAAUUCAUAGACUGUCUUAUGGCUGAGAAUAAGAUGAAAAUAACAAUUUACAUAGUCUUCUUUCUGCUUGCCUCCCAUUACUUGAAAAAUCAUGUUUUAUAUAAUUUCCUAGAGCUACAUCUACCUUUUAAAAGUAGUAACAGUUUUUGCCAGUAUGGAAAGCAUUUUUCUAUAAAACGGAAACAUAAAACAGAGAGCACUUUGAUCUAAGCAAAAACCUGUGUCUUUUAAACUGGCCAUAACAGAAAAAGGAACAAACAGGUGCUAAAACCCCAAGCUUUUACAAGGUAUUCACUUUAUACAAAGUGCCAGCAUUGUAGCUUUCAUAUGACUAUGAUUAAUUUAUCCCUUUCUUGGUAUCUCAAAUGCUAGUUAUGAGUACAGUAGGUCAGGCUGCAAGUCCUGGAGAAGCAGGGUGCAGUGUGUGGAUGCAAGCUAGAUACAAGUGGGUAAAGAACGUAGCCCUUUAGCUCUGGGCCUAAGGCUUUUUCACUAAUUCAGUGCAGUGCUCAGGCUUUAGGUUUCUGUAGCUCACGUUUGCAUCGCCAUACAAGAUUUUACCAAUGGGUAAGUCAUAAGCCUACAGAAGCUGAAGGAAGGCGUCAAGGGUGUUACUUAGAGAAUGAAAUUUUAGUGUAAUGCAGCCAUAGUUCCCAUGAAACAAAUAGUCCUAAAACAGUGUUACACCUUUGGAAGUUUGUUCCACUAGUUAGCAUCAGUAGUUUCUGCAUACCUACCUAGGUUACAGUAAAAAAAAAAUUAAACAAACCUCUCCAAAACCAGCACCCGAACACAA
Molecule: messenger RNA, 6237 nt
Organism: Athene cunicularia (burrowing owl)
Lineage: Eukaryota; Metazoa; Chordata; Aves; Strigiformes; Strigidae
Gene: HIBCH
Product: 3-hydroxyisobutyryl-CoA hydrolase
Exons: 14
Coding region: 264-1427 (387 amino acids)
Biological process (GO): L-valine catabolic process
Cellular component (GO): mitochondrion
Molecular function (GO): 3-hydroxyisobutyryl-CoA hydrolase activity
Source: RefSeq, a predicted model, not a curated record